Messenger RNA from Neomonachus schauinslandi (Hawaiian monk seal), 2015 nucleotides. RefSeq names its product copine 8 (gene CPNE8). The record is from RefSeq and is a predicted model, not a curated record. Gene Ontology annotation, cellular component: plasma membrane. NCBI's taxonomy places the organism in Eukaryota, Metazoa, Chordata, Mammalia, Carnivora, Phocidae. The transcript has 20 exons. Gene Ontology annotation, molecular function: calcium-dependent phospholipid binding. Bases 38 to 1771 code for a protein of 577 amino acids. Gene Ontology annotation, biological process: cellular response to calcium ion.
AGCUGGGCUCUGAGACCUUAGUCUGCCCGAGCUCUGGAUGUGGGCGCCGGACAAGUCCGCGGCGCCUCCACCCAAGAUGGACAGCCGCUACACCAGCACUGCGGGCAUCGGGGACUUGAACCAGCUGAGCGCGGCCAUCCCGGCCACGCGGGUGGAGGUGUCCGUGUCCUGCAGAAAUCUUCUUGACAGAGAUACAUUCUCUAAAUCUGAUCCAAUUUGUGUCUUAUAUGUGCAAGGAGUUGGAAAUAAAGAAUGGAGAGAGUUUGGAAGGACUGAAGUGAUUGAUAAUACUUUAAAUCCUGAUUUUGUACGAAAAUUUAUCCUGGACUACUUUUUUGAAGAAAGGGAGAACCUUCGUUUUGACUUGUAUGAUGUUGAUUCCAAGAGCCCCAACCUGUCCAAACAUGACUUUCUGGGACAAGUGUUUUGUACAUUGGGGGAGAUUGUUGGUUCUCAGGGAAGUCGCCUGGAAAAGCCAAUAGUAGGAAUUCCAGGGAGGAAAUGUGGUACGAUCAUACUUACAGCAGAGGAAUUAAACUGUUGUAGGGAUGCUGUUCUGAUGCAAUUUUGUGCAAACAAAUUGGACAAGAAGGACUUUUUUGGAAAAUCAGAUCCUUUUCUUGUAUUUUAUCGAAGUAAUGAAGAUGGCAGUUUUACAAUUUGUCAUAAAACAGAAGUUGUCAAAAACACUCUAAAUCCUGUAUGGCAAGCAUUCAAGAUCUCAGUCAGAGCAUUAUGUAAUGGUGAUUAUGACAGAACAAUCAAAGUAGAGGUGUAUGACUGGGAUCGAGAUGGGAGUCAUGAUUUCAUUGGAGAAUUUACCACAAGCUAUAGGGAACUUUCUAGAGGACAAUCGCAAUUCAAUGUCUAUGAGGUGGUGAAUCCCAAAAAGAAAGGAAAAAAGAAAAAAUAUACUAAUUCGGGAACAGUAACCUUACUCUCUUUUUUAGUAGAAACAGAAGUUUCAUUCCUUGAUUAUAUUAAAGGAGGAACGCAAAUCAAUUUCACAGUGGCUAUUGAUUUUACAGCAUCAAAUGGCAACCCUGCCCAGCCCACUUCUCUCCACUACAUGAAUCCUUACCAACUGAAUGCCUAUGGAAUGGCACUGAAAGCAGUGGGAGAAAUCGUUCAAGAUUAUGACAGUGAUAAAAUGUUCCCAGCUCUAGGCUUUGGUGCAAAACUGCCUCCAGAUGGAAGGAUAUCUCAUGAAUUUGCUUUGAAUGGGAACCCUCAAAACCCCUACUGUGAUGGCAUUGAGGGGGUCAUGGAGGCUUACUAUAGGAGUCUGAAAUCUGUGCAACUAUAUGGGCCGACUAACUUUGCUCCUGUAAUUAAUCAUGUAGCAAGAUAUGCCUCUUCUGUAAAAGACGGUUCCCAGUAUUUUGUGCUCCUGAUUGUGACAGAUGGUGUUAUCUCGGAUAUGGCUCAAACCAAGGAGUCCAUAGUCAAUGCUUCAAAACUUCCAAUGUCGAUAAUUAUAGUAGGUGUUGGACCAGCAGAAUUUGAUGCGAUGAUUGAAUUGGAUGGAGAUGAUGUAAGAGUUUCCUCCAGGGGAAAAUAUGCGGAAAGGGAUAUUGUACAGUUUGUGCCGUUCCGGGAUUAUAUUGACAGAAGUGGAAACCACAUACUGAGCAUGGCUAGAUUGGCCAAAGAUGUCCUCGCUGAGAUCCCUGAGCAGUUUCUCUCCUACAUGAGGGCCCGCGGAAUCAAGCCAUCCCCUGCGCCUCCGCCCUACACCCCACCUACACAUGUGUUACAGACUCAGAUCUGACUGUGCUCGGAACGGCUCCCGUUAACUACACAUCAGUUAGAACUGCUGAGUCAACGCUUUGCUCCUGGUGCUCUGUCAUGAACCAGGGAAUGAGAUACUUUUCUCAGUUUGGUUUCAGCAGUACUGGUUAAUAUGCUUUCUUGGAUCCAAAAUUAAUUCUCUUUCUAAACCAAAACUGUAAAUAUGGUUGUUGCAUGAGCAACAGAAAAAUUGUUUAAAUGCUUGAAGCAAAAUAUGGAUGUCU